CACGCCGGGUGCGACGGCGGGACGCGGCGGAGCUGCCUCUCGCCAUGGGCGGUGGGUGCCGGGCCCGGGUCCCGCCGACCGCGGGGCUUCGGCUGCUGCUCGCCCACGCCGUGCUGUUCUGCGCCGCCGGGAGCGCCGCCGGCACCGGCUCCGUGAAUCCCUGUUGCUAUUUCCCCUGCCAGAACCAAGGGGUGUGUGUGAGGGUCGGCCUGAGAGGAUACGAGUGUGACUGCACGCGGACCGGGUACUACGGGGCCAACUGCACCUCCCCUGAGUUCUGGACACGUCUCCACAAUCUGCUGAAGCCCAGUCCUGCCUUCUACCACUUCAUCCUGACCCACUUCAAGUGGUUUUGGGACAUUAUCAACAGCACCUUCAUCAGGGGCACGCUCAUGAGGCUCGUGCUGACAGUUCGUGCCAAUCUCAUCCCCAGCCCCCCCACUUUCAACUCUGACUAUGGCUACAUCAGCUGGGAGGCCUAUGCCAACGUCAGCUAUUACACCCGUGUCCUCCCGCCCGUGCCGGACGACUGCCCCACGCCCAUGGGCACCAAAGGGAAGCUGCAGCUCCCUGACCCCCAGCUCCUGGCAGAGAGGUUCCUGCUGCGGCAGAAGUUUGAGGCUGAUCCUCGAGGCACCAACAUGAUGUUUGCCUUCUUCGCCCAGCAUUUCACCCACCAGUUCUUCAAGACAUCUGGGAAGAUGGGACGUGGCUUCACCAAGGCUCUGGGGCACGGGGUGGACCUGGGACAUUUGUACGGGGACAACCUGCAGCGGCAGCACCAGCUGCGACUUUUCCGAGACGGCAAGCUGAAAUUCCAGGUGGUGGAUGGAGAGGUGUACCCGCCCAUGGUCACCGAGGCCCCGGUUCACAUGGUGUACCCGUCGGGCGUGCCCGAGGAGCAGCAGCUGGCGGUGGGGCAGGAGGUGUUCGGGCUGCUGCCCGGGCUCUGCGUGUACGCCACGCUCUGGCUGCGCGAGCACAACCGCGUCUGCGACCUGCUCAAGCGGGACCAUCCCACCUGGAGCGACGAGCAGCUCUUCCAGACUGCACGGCUCAUCCUCAUCGGGGAGACCAUUAAGAUCGUUGUUGAGGACUACGUGCAGCACCUCAGUGGGUACUACCUGAGCCUCAAGUUCGACCCCGAGCUGUUGUUUGGGUCACAGUUCCAGUACCGGAAUCGCAUCGCCGUGGAGUUCAACCAGCUCUAUCACUGGCACGGGCUGAUGCCCGACUCCUUCAUCAUCCAGGGACAAGAGUACAGCUACAAGCAGUUCCUCUACAACACCUCCAUGCUCAUGGACUAUGGUGUGGAGGCACUGGUGGAGUCCUUCUCCAAGCAGGUGGCAGGAAGGAUUGGUGGGGGACAGACCAUCAAUGCCAAUGUCUUGCACGUGGCAGUUGGGGUCAUCAAGGAGUCCCGACAGCUGAGGCUGCAGCCCUUCAACGAGUAUCGGAAAAGGUUUGGCAUGAAGCCCUACAAGUCCUUCCAGGAGCUGACAGGAGAGGAAGAGAAGGCAGCAGAGCUAGAAGAGCUGUAUGGAGACAUUGAUGCCCUGGAGUUUUACCCAGGCUUGCUGCUGGAGAAACCCCAGCCCAAUGGCAUUUUUGGGGAAAGCAUGGUGGAGAUCGGAGCUCCAUUUUCCCUCAAGGGGCUUUUUGGAAAUCCCAUCUGCUCCCCAGAGUACUGGAAACCCAGUACCUUUGGUGGAGCAACUGGCUUUGAGAUUGUGAAGACGGCAUCCCUGGAGAAGCUCGUGUGCCUCAACGUGAAGAAGUGCCCGUACGUGGCGUUCCACGUGCCGGACGCUGCGGAGCACGGCAGCCCUCAGGCUGCUGGGUCCUCUACAGAGCUCUAGCGGGCUGACCUGCCCAGCGAAUGGUGGGGAUGCAGGAACCUGCUGCCCCUGUGCUGAACAGAAACAGGACAGGAGAUGGUCCCACCCUGGGUGUCCUCCAUGCCAGCCCUCCAGGAGAGGCUGCUCCCUGCUCUCUGAAAAACUCGAGUGCCUUGGGAGUGUGGCUGCCAGCUCUGUCCUCAGCAGACCCAGCUCUCUGAUAGUGAAUGCCUUGCACAAAACAGCUUUGGAGUUCCCCAGUGCACACUCUGGGCUCCCCAGUGCUUUGUCACCUUCCAUCCCCGCUGCCUCCCGGCACCAGGCCACCAGCAGCCCCUCUUCAGAGGGGUCAUAUCCACAUUAUGCCUGAAAACCAUGUUUAGAAUUAGUGAAAAGUGUAAGAUUGGAAAAAUUUCAUUUUAGUUAACUGGUUAGCACUGACUUAAUUCUUACUCACCAGGAGUCCAAUUUUUCUUCACACAACGUCUAUUUCCAGUAGAGACUCUCUUUCCUGCUCAGAACAGGAGCCCAGAGCCCAGGGAGCACUCUCUCCUCCCCUGCUGCACCUGGUGAAGCGAUGAGCUGCCCGAGGGAUGCAGAGGAGGUGGCAGCAUGCAGAGGGAUGGGGAGGUCACAGUGUCUGUGCUGCCCAGUAGUGGCUGAGCUUGCAGUAGAAGCCUGUUCUGAUCCAAUUCUCCUGCAACAGCCUACCCAGCACACAGGCACAGCUGGGAGAAGGAACCAAAGCAGUGUCUCUCGUGGAGGAGACCAGAGAGAAGCAUGAGGUCAGAUCCCCAGACCUCCUGUGUCAUGCUGGCUUGGACCCUGGCAUGUGCCACUGGCUGCCAACCCGGGGCUGCUCAGGGCAAGAUGCUACCUCUGUGCACACAAAGGGAUGGAGUCUCUUCCAUCCCAAAAUCAUCACCCUUCUCUGCACUAACAGCUCAGCAAACACAUCCUCACAGCACACACAGCCUGCUUCUGUCCUCCUCCUGAAACAGAGCUCAGCCCUUGCCCAGCCCAGCCAUGUGAUAGCUGGCAGCCACUGUCACUGGCCUUGAUCCCCAUCAGAUCCUGGUUAAGCUCCAGGAAAAAGGACAUUUAAAAUAAUAAACUAUUUUAAAAACUCCUCUAUUUGUGGCUGUGCCCACCAGCACUGUGCUGGGCCAUUGCUGACUGCACCUGAAACAAAAAAUGGAGCAACUUCUCCCUUAGAAGCUUCCAUGGGGGUCUCUGAGUGUCCUGAGGCAGUUUGAACUUUCUCCCCUCCAGCCACCCCCCAGCCCUGCAUUGCUCAAAUGCCACAAUUCAGUGUUUGGCCACUGCUCUCAGGCACAGGGAGGGAUUGUUGGGGUCAUCCUGGGCAGGGCCAGGGGUUGGACUGGGAUAAUGUUUGUGGGUCCCUUCCAGUUCAGGAUAUUCUGUAAGUCCAUGGUGACACUGCUUAGACCAACACUGUGUAUUUCUCUCACAUAAAAUCUCUCCACACAUAAA
Molecule: messenger RNA, 3332 nt
Organism: Haemorhous mexicanus (house finch)
Lineage: Eukaryota; Metazoa; Chordata; Aves; Passeriformes; Fringillidae
Gene: PTGS1
Product: prostaglandin-endoperoxide synthase 1
Exons: 11
Coding region: 45-1859 (604 amino acids)
Biological process (GO): cyclooxygenase pathway; response to oxidative stress
Cellular component (GO): neuron projection; cytoplasm
Molecular function (GO): heme binding; oxidoreductase activity, acting on single donors with incorporation of molecular oxygen, incorporation of two atoms of oxygen; peroxidase activity
Source: RefSeq, a predicted model, not a curated record